AUGCCAAAUUAUGGUGGAAGUCGGUUACGAGCUGUGGAAAGGGCUUUGAUGCUAGAGGCUGAUAAUAAAGAGAAGGAUGCAAGAAGAGAGCAGUUGAAGCAAAAAAGGGGUAUAGGGCCAUCUUCAAAGGGAUCUUCUUGGAAGAGGAACAAGAGUGGUUCAUUUCAGUUUCAGGGGCAGCAGUCUGCACGAUCUGCUCAUACCACUCUGUUGCCAGCUGGGUCUGAUAGGGGUGCAGUUGUUUGCUUUCAGUGCCAGCAGCCUGGACAUUACAAGUCCAAUUGUCCCAUGAGAUUGAUUUCAGUUUCUUCAACUCCGAAGGCUUGUUAUGGGUGUGGCCAACAGGGCCAUUUGAUUCGGGACUGUCCGAGUCAGGGAACAAGCACCACUAGUGGCAGAGGGUCACGGUAG
Cornus florida is the source of this 411-nucleotide messenger RNA. Its product is annotated as replication protein A 70 kDa DNA-binding subunit C-like. Gene Ontology annotation, molecular function: mRNA binding; single-stranded RNA binding; translation regulator activity. Gene Ontology annotation, cellular component: cytoplasm. The transcript has 2 exons. Gene Ontology annotation, biological process: positive regulation of cytoplasmic translation. The record is from RefSeq and is a predicted model, not a curated record. NCBI's taxonomy places the organism in Eukaryota, Viridiplantae, Streptophyta, Magnoliopsida, Cornales, Cornaceae. The coding region runs from base 1 to 411 and encodes 136 amino acids.